This is a messenger RNA of Syzygium oleosum, 2939 nucleotides long. Its product is annotated as zinc finger CCCH domain-containing protein 24. The transcript has 14 exons. Gene Ontology annotation, biological process: RNA processing. NCBI's taxonomy places the organism in Eukaryota, Viridiplantae, Streptophyta, Magnoliopsida, Myrtales, Myrtaceae. Bases 88 to 2655 code for a protein of 855 amino acids. The record is from RefSeq and is a predicted model, not a curated record. Gene Ontology annotation, molecular function: metal ion binding; RNA methyltransferase activity; RNA binding.
GAAUACGUAGGUUCGCAUCCAUCGGGCUACGACCCGAUACCAGGACCAGAGCCCCGCAUCGCAGGCAAGGCAGAAACUCCAACUCUCAUGGCGGCAUCUCCCCACGACGAAAUGGCGACGCCCAAUCCCCUGAACCCCACCGGCGGCGAAAACCCUCUGCCGCCGCUCAACGGCCACGAUUCCGCCCCUCAACCCGACCUCCGAACGCCAUCGGAUCGUAAUGCCGCCGCCGCAGCAGCCGCAGCGGCCGACGGCGACGAUGCGGUUUCGGGCCAGAAACGCAAGAGAGAGGCCGAAGGCGACGGCUCCGAUCACCCGCCGCUUCCCCCUCUGUGGAAAACCAGCCUCUGCUCCUACUUCAGGCGCGACUCCGGGUCCUGCAGCCACGGCGCCGAGUGCAGGUACGCGCACGGCGAGGAGGAGCUGAGGCUGCGGCCCGACAACACGUGGGACCCCACUUCGGAGAAGGCGAAGAAGGCCUCGAGGGCGGCGAGCGGGGACAGGCGCGACGGCGCUUCGGAGAGCGCGAAGGAGGACGUGCUGAUGACGGAGAUGGUGGCCGAUGACGACGGCGGCGAUGGCGAGUUGAGCAAGUGCAUAGUGCAUUUGCCCAGGAAGUGGAGCUCCGAUCAGUUGCGGAAGUUUCUCGAUGAGCAGGGAGUUGUUCAUAAAUCUGCGAAGAAAAAGAAAGGCAUGGUUGUUGGUUUUGUUACUUUUGAAGAUGUGGAGCAAUUAAAAAGUGCAAUUGAGGGCCUUGAAGGAAAAUCUAUUGGCAGCAAGAAUAUAAAAAUCGCGGAUGUUCUUCCACGAUCAUUUGAGAACAAAGCAAAACAAGGAGUGGUGGUGCCCCAAAGAGGAUCUCUUAAUGAUGAAUCUGAGGAGAUUUCUGUCUCAGAUGGAUUAAGGAACGACUGCUCUGACAACAAUACUCCAGCACUUGGUGGUUCAUCUACGAGGGCAAGAAGUGCUCGUGACGUGGUGACUCCCCUUGCCCAUAUGUCUUAUGUUGAUCAGUUGGUACACAAAGUAAACGCUCUAAUGCAAAUGCUGAAAAGACUGACCAGAAACGCACGCAAAGCUUGUCCUAGCGGUGUCUCACUUCCAGAUUGGAUUCUCAAGUCGAAAGAAAGAGGUGGUCUUCCAUGCGAACUAGAAGGUAUAAUGGAAUCCCCCCUUACUGAUGGAUACCGCAAUAAGUGUGAGUUUUCAGUUGGAUAUUCGCUCCAAGGGAAACCGACUGUAGGUUUCAUGCUUGGAAACUACAGGGAAGGGGUGACUGCAGUUGAAGAGCCAAUUGACUGCCCAAAUGUGUCUAGAAUUGCAUGCAAGUAUGCUUCGAUCCUUCAGGACUUUCUGCAAUGCUCAGGCUUUCCAAUUUGGAAUAGAUUCAACAAUACUGGGUUCUGGCGUCAACUGACGGUUCGAGAAGGAAGGACAAACCGGAAAAGCUGUGAAUCUGAAAAUAGUGAGAGCUGCAUAGCAGAAGUCAUGCUUAUUAUUCAGGUUUGUUCAGUGGGCCUUGAUAAUGCCAUCGUCAGCAGUGAAUUUGAGAGGCUGGUUCAAGCAUUUGUGGCUGGAGCUGCUGAAAGUGCACCCUCGAUGCCGCUAACAGCUGUAGUUGUUCAGGAUCACCAAGGAAUAUCGAAUGCAGCACCAGCCGAUGCUUCACUGCGCUUGCUACCCAUUCCUCAGCCAAAUAAUGGCGCUUCAGCAGAGUCCACAAAGGAUGGUAAAGAAGCAAGGAUUCAUGAUUACAUAAGCAAUCUCCAGUUUUGUAUAUCACCAACAGCUUUCUUCCAGGUUAACACCCUUGCCGCAGAGAAGCUUUAUUCACUUGCUGGUGAUUGGGCUGGUCUGGAUCAGGAUACCCUGCUCUUUGAUGUAUGCUGUGGUACUGGGACAAUUGGUCUCACUCUGGCACAUCGUGUCGGUAUGGUGGUAGGCAUUGAAAUGAAUGCUUCUGCUGUUUUGGAUGCUCAAAGAAAUGCAGAGAUCAAUGGCAUAAGAAACUGUAAAUUUGUCUGUGCAAAGGCUGAGGAUGUCAUGGGAUCUCUUCUGAAGGAGUACCUGCAUGCUAUAACACAGAAUCUAGAUGAGGUUACAAGUGCAUCACAAAGUCACGAGGAAACUAUUUCCGCUGAAAGUGAAGGCGCUGUUGCGAAUAAGACGCUGGAAACUGAAAAUGGUUCAAAUAAUUGUCCUGAAAUCAACCAGGAGGCAUCUGGUUCUUCAGGAAUUAAGGAACAAGUAUCGGAAUGCCCAGAAGAAAAGAGUUCUACAUCAGGAUCUGGAAGUACUCCGGCACAGCAGUUUAAGAAAGUUGUUGCCAUUGUUGAUCCUCCACGUGUGGGGCUCCAUCCAAUUGUCAUCAAAGCUCUGAGAACUCAUUCACAUCUCCGAAAACUUGUAUACAUCUCCUGCAAUCCUGAAAGCUUAGUGGCAAAUGCUAUUGAGCUCUGCACACCCAGUCCUGAGAAUAAUGAGAAAGGGAAAAAAGAUAACCGGGCUUGGAGAAACAUGAGCAGUGCCGGCCUUGCACGGCACAGGGUAAAGUCUAUGCCCAACUCAGAGCCUUUCCAUCCAGUAAAAGCCAUGGCUGUCGAUCUUUUCCCACAUACUCCACACUGUGAACUGGUUAUGCUUCUGGAGAGAUAAGGAAUUGCCUUCUCCAUAUACAUGCGUUAUCUUGCGAGCAGCUUUGGCUUAAUAGGCUUCACAAGAUGCUUUUACUUGGCAGGUCUUUACGUAACAUUAGUCACGUAGAAUUGCUCUAACAAAGAGGGCUUUACCUCCUACCAUCGUCCCUCCCCUUCAGAAAGAGAGUCUGUCUUAGGUUAUUCCUCCUUUUUCCCUUCAGUUUCUCUUGCUUUGCAACUUGUUAUGUUUUACAUCUUGAAUUUUGUGAUUCUUUUAACAUAAUCGAGGUGGAUGUCUUUGCA